Messenger RNA from Emiliania huxleyi CCMP1516, 784 nucleotides. RefSeq lists its product as hypothetical. The transcript is spliced from 4 exons. The annotation marks the transcript as partial. Lineage: Eukaryota; Haptophyta; Isochrysidales; Noelaerhabdaceae. The record is from RefSeq and is a predicted model, not a curated record.
GCCAUCCCAGCCACCCCCGCCGCCCCCACCCUCACCGGCGCCCUUACUAGCAGCAGCCCUCCCCACAGUGUGGGGCCGUCGAGAUUGCCAUCUCGGGCCAUCUCGGGUCAUCUCGGGUCAUCUCGGGUUUUCUUUUUUUCCUUUUCAGGCGGCCAGUGUGUGGACGUCUCUGGUCGAGUACCCGACGCUGCGAGUGACCCUCAAGGACUCCGCCCUCACCAUCGCCCUCACCGCCGGCGGCGGCGCGUGGCUGCUGCUGAGCGGCAUGUCGCAUCAGGAGGUGUUCGACGGGAUCGAGGAGGAGAAGAAGGCGAGCCGCGGGCAGGUCGAGAUGUACUUUCUGACGCGCGCGAUGGCCUUCUUCGCCGGCUGGAGCUGGAUCACCCUCUGCCGCGACCUCUCGACGCUGCUCGCCUACCACGACGCGCAGACGCCCGCGCGCAACUACUCCGGCCAAUUCCUGGUCGCCUUUGCGCUCGGGCCGAUGCUCACCUUCUUCCUGAUACGCGCCGAGGACGGCGGCCGCGGCGGCGAGGAGGGAAGCGCCGGGGAUGGAGAGUGGGACGAGACGGCGCCGCAGCCGGACAACUACGUGCUGACAGAGGGGUGAGAGCCCCACGCACUUUUGCGAGUCUUGCGGAUGACGGGAAUUCGUCUCAACUACUUUUAAAAUGCGAAGCUUGUUUGCAUGAACGAGCCAGCGUUGUGAUAUGUGUCUCUCCCUUCUCGACUGUCUGUGCUUGCUUGUGCGUCUUGGGUCCGGGGUUGUAUGUUUUUGUGUGAA